CCUGUAGGCGGACCAGCGCGAGGCUGGGCAGCGGCAGGCAGCAUCGUCCAAGCCGACAUCAGAUGCAGACAACAACAGUGUCAGAUCGAGAGGGAGUCGCAUUCGUGUUCUCCGCUGGCGAUGGAUGUCAUUUAAAGGGUGGAAACAACAGCGCGCCGCACUAUACCUCUAAAUUUCAGCCCCAUGAAGGAGCUCCGUCCCGGCUGAGUUCGGGAGAUGGGAGUACUCAACAUUGCAGACCAGCCUCCUCUGGUCCAGGCCAUCUUCAACCGUAAUGCUGACGAAGUACAACUAUUAUUGCACAAAAAGGAGGAUGUCAAUGCACUGGACCAAGAGCGCCGUACGCCUCUUCAUGCUGCUGCAUGCAUGGGUGAUGUUCAUAUCAUGGACCUCCUCAUUGAAUCAGGUGCCAAUGUGAACGCAAAAGACCAUGUAUGGCUCACCCCCUUGCACAGGGCAGCUGCUUCUAGGAAUGAAAGGACAGUGGGUCUGCUGCUGAGGCGCGGUGCGGAUGCCAACGCCCGAGACAAGUUCUGGCAAACGGCGCUGCACGUGGCGGCCGCCAACCGGGCCACGCGAUGCGCCGAGGCCUUGCUGAGCCAGCUGAGCAACCUGAACAUGGCGGAUCGCACCGGCAGAACUGCACUGCACCAUGCCGCUCAGAGUGGGUUCCAGGAGAUGGUGAAGCUGCUGUUGAAUAAGGGAGCCAACCUGAGUGCCAUCGAUAAGAAGGAGCGACAGCCCAUCCACUCUGCUGCUUACUUGGGCCAUGUGGAAGUUGUGAAGCUGCUGGUGUCGCGUGGGGCAGACAAGAGCAGCAAGGAUAAGCAGGGCUACACGCCUCUCCAUGCUGCCGCCGCGAGUGGCUACAUUGAAAUUGUAAAAUACCUGCUGAGGAUGGGGGCAGAGAUUGACGAGCCCAACACAUUUGGGAACACGGCGCUCCACAUGGCGUGCUAUAUGGGGCAGGAGGCAGUGGCCACCGAGUUGGUCAACCACGGGGCCAACGUGAAUCAGCCCAACAGGUGUGGCUACACACCUCUGCACCUGGCCGCUGUCUCCACUAAUGGUGCCCUCUGUCUGGAAUUGUUGGUCAACAACGGGGCAGAUGUCAACCAGCAAAGCAAAGAAGGGAAGAGUCCCCUGCACAUGGCAGCCAUUCAUGGACGUUUCACCCGCUCUCAGAUCCUCAUCCAGAACGGUGGCGAAAUCGAUUGUGUGGAUAGAUAUGGCAAUACUCCUCUCCAUGUCGCUGCUAAGUUUGGCCACGAACUGCUGAUCAGCACUCUAAUGACCAACGGAGCAGACACGGCCAGACGUGGGAUCCAUGGAAUGUUCGCCUUGCACUUAGCUGUGCUUUACGGGUUUUCAGACUGUUGUCGCAAGUUACUCUCCUCAGGUCAGCUGUACAGCAUCGUCUCCUCCAUGAGUAAGGAGCACGUGCUGUCGGCAGGGUUUGACAUUAACACCCCUGACAACUUUGGUAGGACCUGUCUACACGCCGCUGCCUCUGGAGGAAAUGUUGAAUGUCUGAACUUGCUCUUAAGUAGUGGCACGGACUUGAACAGGAGGGACCUAAUGGGAAGGACACCAUUACACUAUGCGGCUGCUAAUGGGAGGUAUCAGUGCACUGUGACCCUGGUGAGCGCUGGUGCUGAGAUCAAUGAGCCUGACCAAACAGGCUGCACCCCCCUGCACUACUCUGCAGCCUCACAAGCCUUCAGCAGAGGUGAUGGACAUUUUUAUGGAAAUCAUCAGCAUGAUGAAGAAGAGGUGAAGGAGUCAUACUUUUGCUUGGAGCAUCUUCUGGAUAAUGGUGCUGAUCCCUCGAUGGUCAACGCUAAGGGUUACAGCGCUGUCCACUAUGCAGCUUAUCAUGGCAACACACAGAACCUGGAACUGCUUCUGGAGAUGUCCUUUAAUGCACUUGGCGACAUAGAGAGCAGUAUUCCGGUCAGCCCCCUGCAUCUCGCUGCUGACAGGGGACACUGGCAGGCGCUGCGUGUGCUGACUGAGACGGCUGCCUAUGUGGAUAUGCAAGAUGCUGCUGGCCGCUCUGUGCUCUACCUGGCUGCCCAGAAAGGCUACGCCCACUGCGUGGAGGUGCUCUUGGCCCAGGGAGCAUCAUGUCUCCUUAAUGACAACCGCCUCAUUUGGACCCCGAUUCAUGUUGCAGCUGCUCACGGUCACUCCGAUUGCCUGCACAAGAUGAUCGAAUGUGGGGAGGAGGGCGACCUCAUCAACGUUGCGGACAAGUUUGGCCAGACACCGCUAAUGCUCGCCGUUCUCGGGGGUCACACUGACUGCGUCCGCUUCCUACUGGCAAAGGAGGCCGUUCCAGAUGCCAAGGAUAAGAGAGGCAGCACGGCAUUGCACAGAGGGGCGUUGCUGGGCCACGAUUUGUGUGUGGCAACCCUGCUGGAGCACAAAGCUUCUGCGCUGUGUCGGGACUCCCUCGGUCGGACGCCGCUGCACUACGCCGCCUCCAGGGGCCACACUGAGAUCUUGGCCAAUUUGUUGCAGGCCGCCACAGCAGCAACUGAGCUGCAAGACAAACUGCUGGACAACAAACAAUACACCCCGCUCCAUUGGGCUGCGUACAAAGGGCAUGAAGACUGUUUGGAGGUUUUACUUGAAUUCAAAACAUUUAUUCAUGAAGAGGGGAACCCUUUCACUCCACUGCACUGUGCUCUAAUGAAUGGCCACAGCGGUGCUGCAGAACGCCUUCUUGAAUGUGCCGGAGUCCACAUGAUAAACACCAGAGAUGCCAAAGGAAGGACCCCGCUGCAUGCUGCUGCUUUUGCCGAGGACGUCGCAGGACUCCAGCUGGUUCUUCGUCAUGGAACUGAGAUCAAUGCGGUGGACAGCUCUGGACGUUCUGCCCUUAUGGUGGCUGCUGAUAAGGGACACAGUGGAACAGUGGCCAUCCUCCUUCACCGGACGAAGGCUGACCUCACACUGCUGGAUGAGAAUAGGAACACUGCCCUGCACCUGGCCUGCAGCAAGGCUCAUGAGAUGUGCGCCCUGCUGAUUCUGGGAGAGAUCCACAGUCCUACUCUUGUAAAUGCUACCAACAGUGCUCUGCAAAUGCCCCUCCAUCUCGCCGCUCGUAAUGGCCUGGCCACAGUGGUGCAGGCGCUGUUGAGCAGAGGAGCCACUGUUCUGGCUGUGGAUGAGGAAGGCCACACCCCAGCUCUGGCGUGCGCGCCCAACAAAGACGUGGCUGACUGCCUGGCUCUGAUCCUCUCUACCAUGAAGCCUUUCCCCAAACUUGACCCAUCCUCUUGCUCGUGCUCCUCCCCUGGCGUCUCCCCGUCGCCAGGCCUCAACUUGCUCAAGCACUGCGGCAUCACGGCCGCCUGCGCCCCCCUGCCGAGCAACGGCCUCCACAAUGGCUACGUCAAAGACCGCCACGGCGCACCAGUUGGCCUGGACGGCUGUCUGUCCGAGUGAGGGAUGACUCCGCCAGGCUCGGUCAUGCUGCUGUCACCGUCAUCUACCACCAGGCGGGGUCUCCCUUUACCAUGGCCAAGAGGACCAGGAGAGGACCCGCCUACAUAUCUAUUCUGUGUAUGUAUGUCCGUAUGUGUCUGUGUGUGCGUGAGUGUUUGAUCUUCUCUUGAGGUGCAGUCAAACCUAAUAUGCAAUUAGAACCCCAUUCCUCCAUCCCAGAGUAGUGCUUACUACAUAGAGGCUUGUUGCUCUACAAGGCCACGCCGAUCAAGUGUGACGUCCAAACCAAUGUAAUCUGGCCACACGAAAGUCAUUGAACCCUUUAAAAGCAUCAGCUAUGCUGUGUAACCGGAACCGGUCUCACCGUCAUAUCGUUGAGUGAAGUCAUAUCACUUUGGUGACCUUGUAGAGGAACUUUCAGCCGUCCCAAAAGAAUGAUCAAAGAGUUUCCUUUCAAAAUGUUGUUUUUUUGUUUUGUUUUGUUUUUUUAAUUGUACCUUAGCCUAGAUUGAAAUUUUUAUUUUAAUGAAGGAACCACACAAGGGAGAGAAAAAAAAAUCAAAUUAGCUGAAAAGUGCAAUGCUUGUGUACUACAAUACAAUCCGAAAAGGGUCACAAAGAUUCUGUGGUGUACUUUUAAAUGGCUCCUAACUUUUUUGGCAUUGGAAAAUAAUUGACGCUGCUGAAUAUAUGAAGGCGCCUCCUUGCAAAGGAGCGCCGCGCCGUCAUCGGCCCUGAAUGCCGAUGCUGAUAUUUUCAAGAUGCUAACUAAGUGUUUGUUAGGCUAGAAUGUUUCUAAGCAUAUGUUAUGACCAAAGUUGAUCAACACUACUAUGGCUAUAAAAUUAUUUAUUUGAGAUGAACUGUACUGUACAGAGAGAGAGAGAGAGACAAUAGAUCUUGAUAUACCUCGUCAACUCGUUUAGCAGCUGCUUCAUCUUCACCCAAGGUCUGUCGGCCUGACGUUUGUUUUGUUUUUUUUUUUUUUUGGUCGGGAGAACUACCGUAGGAUGUAGUGAAGUGACCAAGGCCUUGUUGAUUUCUUAGAUGAAGGCUUUACAAGUAAUAUCUGCCAACAACACCUCAUCAGAGCAUCAUAUAUCUGAGCACAUAAAUGAACAAGCCAUUUCAAUUUCGUUCCCAUCUCUUGAACAGUGUUUGUGCAAAGAUUUCGGAGUUAGCGUGGCCUAAGCGAUAGUUCAGUGUGGCGUUUAGGCCUUUUUUUGUGUGUUUGUGUGUUUGUGUGUGUGUGUGUGUGUGUGUGUGUGUGUGUGUGUGUGUGUGUGUGUGUCCAUCAAUGUUGAAGGAUUAUUUGUUGAGCUCGUCUUAAUAGCUUCUUUCUCUUGGUGGUCGUCAAUUUGAAGCAUAUUGUCGGCUUAUUUCACUGCCUCCAUUCGUUGUUGUUGUUGUUGUUAUUAUUAUUAUUAUUAUUAUCUGGCAACUUAUGAGCAAUAGUUUUCUUUUGGCCUUUUUUUUUUGUUUUAUUGAAUAGACAAUCACUGUCACAAGGGCUUUUGUUUCCCUGGAAUGUGUUUGGUUUUCCUUUUGGUCUUAACUCUGUGACAGAUGACCUGAAGACUAAACGAAUGGCUCUGUGUGUUUUGGGCAUUUUAAACCGUCUGUGUCAACACAAAUGCACUGGAUUGCCUUUGACGGCGUCUCAUCAAAUGCCUUUUUCGACCCAUGCCUUCCGUCAUUUCAGUUGGACUGCAAAGUGGCAAAAGUAUUAUGAGCAACUCGCGUUCAUCCCGUUUGAUACCACGAACCACAGUCGGUCGAUGACAAUAUUUAAUAACAAAGCAGAACAAAAAAAAAUGCCCCUGAAAAGGGAGAGCGAUAUUUGCUUUGGCCGAUAUGUUUUGUCGAUUAGGGAUGGCAUUUGACUUAAAUUUCCUUUUUCUGCUCUGAGAGAAAAUGAAGGUUAAAUAAUAGAUGUACUUUAAAGUAACAUUCGAAAGGUGAUGGGAGAUUCUUCCAGCAUGUUCUGAACUCUCGUGACUGUGUAGCGUAAUUUGUCGUAGCUGGUGUUAUGUUCUUUGGAGAGCGGCACUAGUUGAGACUGAAUGAACAGCGCCUCUCGGUUUCCACCCACGAGUGCAUGGCGUUGAACCUUAAGUGUUUCUAGAGUUGUUUAAUCGGCAAUCAAUUCCACACAAUUGUCCCCAGUGCUGAUUUCAGGAAGAGCAGAAAUCCAAAUACGUACUUUUUGGUGUGUUUAUUUUUUUUAAUUAUUCGAUUUUUUUUUUUUUUUUUGGGUCUCUUCAUCCCAUUUCUGGUACUAAACAUACUAAAUGCAUACUAAAGAUGAUUGUAUUGCAGCUGUUAGGAACGCAUUUUCUUUCAAUUUGUCGUCAUUUGCUUCAUCUGCUGGCCGUGAUAACUGCUAGUCAGGUGGCACAGUUGCACACAUUAGGUAACCAGAUGGGUGAUGUGGACUGAGACUUGUUUGACUCACCCCCGCCCACCCCCCACCCCUCCUUACUUACGAUUGAUUACAAUUGACACAGACUCCGGUCCAGAGGAGUCAUUGCUGUUUAGCUGUGAUGAAAUUCACCUUUUAUUAUUCUCUUGGGUUCUGAAUAUAUUGGUCCAUCAUUUGUUUGCGAUCUCAGGAUCUGAGCUUGAAGCAGCAAGCAAAAUUGAUGAACCAAUCACAAUUCAGCAGGAUAACUAGAAUUAGUUUUUGUUGGUGGUGUUGCUUUUUUUAAUGGAUGGGAUGUUCCAUGAAAUUUGAUUCCCUUUUUAACCUUAAUCCCACAGCACUUAAUUAGUCAAGCACGCACUUUCGUACAUUCAGGUUCUAAGUGUGCAAAAUGGAGCAGCUGUAAUGUAUGUACUUAUGUUUACAUGCAUGUGUGUUGCUGCUGAAUUACAGGAAUGGUCGGCUAGUUGUUGACUUAGUGCAUUGCAUUGAUUAGCAAAUAGUGUCCCCGAUCAUUCGAGGCACUGUGCACUGCCCACUGGCUUUUCAAAGUGUGUGUGUGUGUGUGUGUGUGUGUGUGUGUGUGUGUGUGUGUGUGAGAGAGAGAGAGAGAGAGAGAGAGAGAGAGAGAGAGAGAAUUCUCCUAGUGUCUGCACCUUCUUCCCCCAUCUGCAGGCCCGAGACAUUUGGAGUAAAGUGUGCCAAUACGACACACACCAUGAGCGGCCUCUUUAAAAACACCACACACACACUGGCUAUUUGUAGGUGCUUGUCCGUUCUGGCAGGGAUGAUCCCCACCCCCCACCCCUCUAAUGAUGUCUAAAUGUGACCAGUAAACGGAGUUGCCUCCCUGCAAGUAUACAAUCUUUUUGUUUGGGAGCUAGUGUUCUUGUACAUGAUUUAUCUAUGCGCGUGGAUGUGUUUUUGCGCGAGUGUGUGUGUGUGUCUGUGUGUGUCAGUCAGUAAUAAUAAGUGCAUGUUGAUUUAGAAAAAAAAAAGGUGGUUGGUCCAAUUGUAGCAAUAGUGUGAGUGUGUGAUUGAGUGCAGCCCAAACAUUGCCAUCCGCUUCAGCCAAGUCAUAGAUGCCAGUGGUAAGACUUAAAAUACAUUUAUGUGGGUUUCAGUGCAUUCCCAACUUUUGCCAGAACUUGCAUAAGGAGGAUGGGGAAGCCUCUCACGACAGCACCAAUUGAUUUAUGCAUUCAUUCAGGCAGUUUACAGUCUGACCAUUCAAUCUGAGCCAUGACUGAUAAUGGAUGUCAGGUCGGGGGGUUUUCCCCUCAAGCGGGAGGACUGGAAGUAGUGGGAAAUGCCUGGUAGCAUGUACUGUAAACCUCUUGUUUUAGAGUGUGUGUUGUGAUCUACCGUGCACUGAGGAGCUGCAUUGAAGUCAUUUAUUGCUUCCAUUGAAUUUUAGUGCAGCCAACAAUGGAUACGUGGGACAAUUUGACAUUGGUUUCAUAGAGAAUGCCUUAUCAAGUGGGACAAAAAGAAAACAAGACAAAGAAAGGUCUACAUAGAAUACGGUCGCCUAUAUUUGACAAAAAUGCACCUAAGGAACACCCAUUUAGUGCCAUUGAAACCUUUAUUUGCCUUUAGAUGUAACUCAUAUAGGUCAGUAACGUAUUCCCUAAUAGGCAGGAUUAUCAUAAUUAUAGCGUUCGGACUUGCAUGUCUUUGUACCAUUUAGGACUACAGUCCAAGAAAUAUUUGCAUGGGAUAUUGGGAUACUUUCGACACAAAUAGUCUGUCAGUAGGGUUUUAUAAUUGGGCAACAUAGUUUUGAUAUGAGCAGAGCAAUCCCAUGGUUGUUUGUUUAGCAAGGUGUGUAUGUGCUGUGUGUCCGAAUUUAUUUGUUGAUGUCAUAACAAUUUGGAGGGGGGGAGGGGGAAUGGUAUUUUCAGAAUUAGUUUACCUCUAUGGAUGUCUCGGUUCUUACUUGAAACAUUGCUGAUGAUAUACAAUGACAACAGAAAAAAAACGGCAAAUUUCGAUUCAACUUUGAUCCAUUGUUGAGCCUUUUGCCUUAAAAAGCAUUAAAAAAAAUAAAUGUAAAUAAUUUUUUGAUCCCUGGAAAUACCUGACACAUUGCAUCGCCUCUAUGUGGUCACAACCGACGAGACAGCUAAAAAAAUAAAUAAAUAAAAUUAAAAAAAAAGCAACGUUGGUCUUUGGGUGUCAAGAAGCACACAAAUUUGUCGCGGUAGCACAGAGCUGAAGGUUGCCAUGGCAAAGAGAUUGUCCCGACAGGAGGAUAACGCCAUAUUUGCCACUGUGAAUGAAUUGAGUCAGACUUUACUUGGAAACAAUCAACCUAGGCUUGUCCGUUACGGCCACCGGGGCUUCAAAGUGGUGCUCCUCACAUUAUUCACUCAGAAAGAAAAUAUAGUAAUAAAGAAAUGACUAUUUUAGAUUAGGAGAAACAAAAAAGUGCAGCUCCACGAAGGAGUCCAUCUCUCCAUGAGUUGUGUAAUUCUGCUUAAACCAGCCUAAAUGGGAAAUGUAUAUUAGCGGAAUUGUCACUAGCUUGCGUUUUCUACUUUUACCAAGUCGCUCCCUGCUGCACCUUGUCGUCGUACUUUUUAUUGGACCUGCAGUUUUACCUCAUCCUGUGUGUGACGAAGCUUGCUAUAACUAACCUUUUGCGACCCCCCCCCCCCCGCUUUUUUAUUUUAUUUUAUUUUUUUUAAAGAAAGGAUAAAAAGUCAAGAAUGUUUUUGCCAUGACAGUCACCAUUCAUUUACUGGUGCAUGUCAUACAAGAUAAUGGGUGCUGUCUAACUGUAGGAAGGUAGCUAUUUGAUUUUACCAAUUUCUCUCCCAUGCCUUGAAGACUUGGUCAUUAGCCAUGACUCCACAUUCCUUUCCCCUCCAUAUCAGUAGGACCUGUGUACUAUCAAGCACAGUGAUGGCACGGUGCCUUUUAUUUGUUACUACCGAAAGGUACGGUCUUCCAUUUGUAUUUCCCGGAAGCCUUAUACAAUGGGGAAAAUGGUAUUUCGAUCAGCAUCCAGCCCUCACAAUUUAUCCUCUGCGAUCGGAUUCUUUUGGUUUUGGCCACUCUUCGGUGAUGAGGGUGGCGUCAAUUGCACAUUUGUGACAGUUUUUCAGGCACAUCCAGCAUGUGAAUGGAUUGGGAUCAAACGAUAUGAAAGCACAAAUCCAAAGAAGGCACCACAAAGCUCUGUUCACGCUCCCAAAACCUCGUGUGAGGGAGCCUCAAGGACAUAUUUCGGUACAGAUGAGGUUUGACUAUUGGAUGCAGUAUUACCCCGGCCUUGACCACCUUGACCGGUACCGGGCUUGUAGCAAAACAGACACCUUCGGGGGUGGAAAAAAAGCCCUCUUGAUAAAACGACCUUCCAAAAUUAAACGAAAGCAUCACCCACACCCUUCAGAGUGUUUGUUACACUGAUGCUCGAUGACGUUGAGCAGUCGGGCGACCACCCGACAAAUCGGUGCAUCCCAAGCUUGACUGUCAGUCACACAAACUGUAGAAAGACAACCGUGUGGAUUCUCUGAGCUGCUUCAGGGCCUCCUCAAAUUCUUCGGUAUCCUUUGACGAUUGUGCGGCUUCGCGGCACGAAGCAGAGUCACGUCAUUUGUUGUGUUUGCGAACCGAUUGUUGAUUUGUGUGUCAUUUAGGCUAGGGCGAGUACAAGUAGGGUUGCAGUAGUAGCCAGUGUGCAGUGUUAAUAGCUGUGUGAAUCGUACUCUAGAAGUGACGUAACGUGUCGUCUUAACCGAGGCAUGAAUCUUCUUCAACUGACCUCGUUUGGAAAUAGACAAAAGAUCAAAGUGCAAUAACCUUUUGUUUAUCGUUGCUUCCUCUGUGGAUUUAUUUAAUAUGCUUUUAAGUUGAACACCAAAAGUCACUUCAGCUGUAGCAAAUAAAGGAUUUCCUCUUGUUUGUGUUCAGAGCGGUGGCGUUUGACUGUGGAGUGCGUAUGUGCUAUUUCGUUCUGAAAACUGUGAUCCAGCUUUGACGCGCCGCCUGCUUGGAGGAAGCACUUUGUACAAGUUGGCUGGUAGACAGGAUGGGGAGGUGUGCGUGCGUGCGUGUGUCCUCAUGGUAGACACUAUUGUACUUUGGAAUCUUUUAUUCCCCCACUUCCCGUUUCUAGCUGGUAGACAUGUUCCUUUGCAUGUGUAAAUGUAUAUGCAUCUUCCUCCUUGAAUGAAACAUUUCUCCCCCCCAAAAAAACAAAAAAAUAAUGAAAAAAAGAUGUUCAGUCCUGCUGUCUGUGAUAUAUGCGGAUAAAAGGAGUAUUGAAAAUGCCUUAUUUGUGUUAAAUGUUGAGCAUUAAGAGUUCUUGCGUGUUCCUCCCUUUUCAGCGUGUAGCCUAAAGCUUGUACAGUCCAACUCUUGAGAUUUCUAUCUACUGUAUAGCCUACUGUAAGUGUUUCCACACUUUAUUACCUAGAGUUGAUUGUCCUUUUUUAAUUUUUUUUUUCCGAGAAACAUUCCCCUCGAAAGUGCCGUUUGUUUUCACCAGCAGAGGAGCAGUGUCUUUUGGGGGAAGUGAAGAAGGAACACUUCGCUUGCAUUCAUUGUUGAACCGACAAUGACAACUGAGGCUGGAUUUACAUUGCAUAGUGUCACACAAUUACAUUUUUUUUUUAAUGUAUGACUACUUUGAAUGUGUCUUGGCAUCGCAAAUCAAAAAAAAAAAAAUUUACAUGGAAUCGAAUCUCCUGAGAUCAGAUAUGGGCAUUUAACUCAAUUUCCUUGAUUGACAAUGGGGGGAAAAAUAGCAAUUCAUUCAUUGCUAUUCAUCCAUCCAUACAUUUUCUAUGCCACUUAAUCCUCAUGAGGGUCAUGGGCGAGCUGAAGUCCCAGCUGAUGUCACGCUUGGACUCGUUGCCAGCCAAUCGCCGGGCACAUAUAGAAACCAACCAUUGACCACUCCCACUCGCAUUCCCGCCUUCAUUCAGGAUUAUUGUUAAUUCAUGCAUGUUCUGAGCUACUGUUUGAUGCCUUUGCGCUCUUGAGCCGAGUAAAGCUGCCCAGAGGAGUUAUGUGGAUGUAGCUCAACGUCCCAUAGCUAAUGUGAUCAUCUUCUUCUCCAGGCUACAAACUAUAGUUGAGUGAAUCAACCUCUGCUGUUUGCAGCCAAAUGGUGCACUCUGUUUUGCCCGCAAAUACAUUUCGAAACAUUAAAUCAACGAUUAGUUUCGCACGGUCACCACGUUGUGCCCGUCACCAAUUCUCAUCCAAAUCAUAUCUGAUAUGAAUGGUAUAUCUGCCAAUAAUUAAGAGUCGAUCAGAUCGAAUCGAGCCAAGCAGUGUCCAAGUAUGCCAAUUAACACAACCACGGCAAAUCACAUUUACAGUGAAAGCUCAAAAGUGCACUGGAUACAAGCAUACAUUGGCAUUGACCCCUUGCAAUGUAAAUCCAGCCUGAUAGAAAUAAGGCCGCGAGGAUUAUUUUUGUGUUUUUAAUUUUCAACCUUUUUACUGCGUGAUGGAAGUCCUCACCGUGCUUGAUUCCUCUCUAAAGCAGAGCCAUAAUGGAGAAGUUGUCCCACAGGAGCCCCCCUUGAAUGUGUUAUGAGGAAUAGCCUACUGUAGGAAAGGAUGUAUACUUGCAUGUCCUGUGACAUUUUCGAAGCGAUUGUCCGUCUUUGUUUUGUUUCUUGGUUUUGUUUAGUCACUGUAGAUGUUGCCACCUCAUCGAUGCUCACGAGCUAUUAACAAUCCUCACAACUGGACUUGAAGCAGGCGCCGAUCGGCUGCUAAGGCAGCCUUAAGUCGAAGACGAACCAGGUAGAAGAUAGGUUGCCUGUUUUUACCUGGAGUGGCUUAUCUGGGGACAUACAAGGGAGCCCUUAUCAGGAGUGGAAGGACUCUGAAUCAGGGCAAUGUGAUGAGUUACAAUCAGCUAAUUUCACAGUGCACCUUCGCAUUGAAGAAUUGUACCCAAAAGAAAAGUUGGCGCAUUCACCCAACAUUCCAAAGUGGGACUCCAUAUUCCGCGGUCCUGUCUGUCUGAAGAGGCUUGUUGUUUUGCUUUACGGGUGAAUGAAGUGGGCUCGUGCGCGCCCGUGUGCUUGUGUGCCUGCGUCAAUGACAGGGUUCCCUAGAUUACCUCAUUUACAAAAUCUGCAAAUCUACUUUGUUCUACUGUGCGCUAAAGGAGUCAAUGCCAUCACCAGCAGCAAGACCUGUGAUGACAAACAGGACCCAACCGAUGAGUUGAAAUUAAGAGCAUUAGAAACUGAGAGACUCGUAAAGACGAGCUUUGGUAUGGUUUGUGUUUCUUUGGAGGCUGAGUGAAUUGGCACAGCAGCUCAUCGCGUCGAGUCCAGCCCUUGCAGAAUUUUUUUGAGAACCCAAAUGUUCAGCGGGGGACAUCCCGAUAGUUGUUGAGGGUCUUUACCUGAUUGAGAAUUUUUUUACUCUCCCCACACCCCACCACCGUCGUUCGGAAUGAGUCUUUUACUCUCACUUUUCAAUUGUCAGUUGACAAAUUCAGACAGUGGUCAAAAGUACGCAGGACAAAACCCGCUGCAGCACUGCUGUUCUGAGUAAACAUAUCGAAUGUAACAACGUUGGGGGGAAAUAAUUUUUCCUGAUGUUGGCGAGCAAAACGUUGUGGAGUUAGGUCAGUUAAACCCAUCAGUUAUAUAUAUUAUUUGAAUGAAGAUCACAGUAAUUAUUUGGCUGUGUUGUUCUUCAGUAAAUACAAAAAAAAGCCAAAAAUUCUAAUUCAUGCUUUACAUUGGGUAGCAAAGAUAUAAUCCGUUUUAUGAGGAAGCAGCUUAGAACACACCAUUUUUUUUUUGUUUGCUUUGUUUUUUCCUUGCAUUCAUUUAGCUUUGAUGUACUUGAAACUAGCGCACUUCAGAUUCGAUCGGCCCAUAGUGUCAACGUUUUUUUCCAAACUUGACAGCUGAACCGACUCUUCGAGACGAGCUGCCGUACUACAAGUCCACUCGCCACCUGGUGGAUUGAAGCGAACCGCGGCGUUUGCAAUACUUGCUGUUCUCCGUAGCAUUUCUCCUACCUCCUUGUUUUUGCAGCUUUGACUAUGGUUUUGUCUCUCCACUUUGUUCCGACUAGAAGAGCUCGCCGGUAUGGGAAUAAAAUCCGAUUUUAUCCUAAGCAAUGGUAGUUUCAAAGAAUUGUGUUUGUGCGUCUAGGGGAAUUAUGAGAAGCAUUUAUACGACUAAACACAACUGGAAUGUGAAGCCAGACAAUGUUACGAUGCAGAUUAUGAUGAUAGUCCCCUUUAACAUUUAAGUAGCGCACAGCUGAGUCAUCUUGUAGAAAAUCGGUAACCACAUAUUGGCUUUUAUUUCCUCCGCAAUCACAUUUUUUUUGUCUCUGGCUGUAACUGUAACUUCGUUCUGGAACAGUGUUGAUUUCCCGGGACAGUGGAAGAGGGUGGAUUUGUGAUUCGGCGCCAAAGGCGACACCUUGAGCGCCCUCUGUGCCGUUUGCCUUUUGAAUCCAUCCGCCCACUCUGCCGUCUUACAGAAACCAUAUUGUGCUCAGUCAGUGUCCUGUCCUGCCCAGUUCCAACACACUGCGUUCAGUUUGAUGGCGAGGCGGACAGGACGAGGUUUGAGGUUCAAAUCCCGCCCUUCCAACCUUAUGCAUCUGCUCCCGUUGUAGGACAGGACCAAUCCGCCCCCAUUUGCCCCCCACUCUCACCCAGCCCGCUGCCUCACCUCACCCCUCAACCAGUUCAUAUUUUUCUCUCUUUAGUUUAUUCGACAAUGCAAUCCUGAAAGCACUUUGCCUUGUUAUUCCUUUGUGUGAACAUCUGAAUGAUGAUUUGUUACAAAAAGAAAAUGUUAAAUAUGUAAAUUAUCAUUCACUGUUUUGGAAAAACCUGCAUUUGUCUUUCUGACAUUAAAAGAAAAAAAAACAAUUUAGUGACAUUCAAACCUAUGAAUCUAUUUUAUAAAAUGUUUGCUGCAGCCAAUUGGUCUUGUCAUUCAGUAUUGUGGCUUAGGGUUGUUUGUGUUGAAUAAAGUGCUAUUGCUAAAUAUUUA
Hippocampus comes (tiger tail seahorse) is the source of this 13875-nucleotide messenger RNA. RefSeq names its product ankyrin repeat domain 52a (gene ankrd52a). Gene Ontology annotation, molecular function: protein binding. The transcript is spliced from 28 exons. The record is from RefSeq and is a predicted model, not a curated record. NCBI's taxonomy places the organism in Eukaryota, Metazoa, Chordata, Actinopteri, Syngnathiformes, Syngnathidae. Bases 217 to 3453 code for a protein of 1078 amino acids.